AAGAUCAACAUAUAGACAGUGAUAUGGGCGUCACAAAGGCCAUGGAGCUCGCCACUAAAGCCAGCAAAUGGUCACAGACCUAUCUAGGAACACCACUCAGCAAACUGCCUCUCGACCCCACCACAGUCAGUGAAGUUUUAAGACUGCACCUGCUGUCGUCGGGCGCGGGCCCGGGCGCGCGCUGCGCGUCGUGGCGCUACCAGGCGCGCGGCUACACCAGCGCGGACGACGGGCUGCGCCUGCGCGUCACGCAGCCGCGCCUGCUGCGCGCGCUCGCCCGCGCGCACGUGGCCGACCUGCCGCUAGAGGAUAAGUUUUUGGUGCUACAGUGUCUAAUGAACCAAAUACUAAGUUACGCGACGGUGCGAGACGUCGUCGAGGAAAAACUCGAGGAAAUGAAAAACACGAAACAGGCGCUAAGGCUGUUACAGACAAACGAACGUAAACGCGAAGUCCAAGUCCAAGCCGCGAAACAAGAGCUAAAGAAGGAAGCAGCAGCCAAGAAGGAGGAGAACAAGCAGAGCGGCGAGAAGGCGCGCGCCGUGGACGAGGAGACGAAGGCAGCCAUCGAGAAGCUGACGGCGGACAGCGAGGAGAAGAGAAAGGAGUACGAGAAGAAGCUGCAGGAGCUGCAGACUGAGCUGUUCGAGUACACGUCGUAUGUCGGAUCUGACCGCGCGUUCCACCGCUACUGGGUGAUGCGGUCGCUGGGCGGGCUGUUCGUGGAGGCGGGCGCCGAGCCGCGCGGCGUGUGCGGCAAGCCGCUGCUGCCCGCCGGCGACACCGACACGCUGCAGCAUGUGCAGGCGCUCUUCGAGCAGCAGAAGGAACGAGCCGGUAGCGACAAAGAGAACGAGUCGGGCUCAAAUUCCCGCGGCAAUUCUCCUAAAAAGCCGCUAGCCAACCUGAACGGGUUGUCGCAGAAGCUCAAUGGGCUGGAAUCCAACACGCAGCAGCUGCGAGACCUGCUCAUGUGUACAGGAGACGCUGCUACUUGCCUCGUGCAUGGAAAGUCGGAGCGGCCGCGCUGGUGGGUGUACCACUCGGGCGCGGCGCUGGACGCGCUGGCGGGCGCGCUGAACCCGCGCGGGCUGCGCGAGGCCGAGCUGCGCGCCGCGCUGCUGGGCGAGCGCGCGCGCCUGCUGCCGCACCUCGACCGCUGCCCCGUGCAUCUGCUCAACCCCGCCGCCGCGCCCGUGAGCCCCGGCCGUCCGACGCACUACACGCGGCUGCGCAAGCCGCAGCUGUCGCUGGCGGUGCCGGCGGACUGCUCGCUGGCGGAGGCGCUGGAGCUGUCGCUGCGGGACCACAUCCUCGAGCUCGAGGAGAAGAUCUUCCACGGCUGCCUCGGCGCGCUCAAAGUCAAGGACCGCGAGGCCUGGCGCGGCACGCUGAUGCUGCGCGGCUACGACAAGCAGGCGGAGUUCCUGACGUGGGGCCCGCGCCAGCAGUACCGGGACGACUACCACCUGCCCGACGGAGAGCUGCACGUGCCCGACGACAUGGAGGAAGAGGAGCGGCAGUCCAUCGCUUUAAACAAAUACCGCGACCCGGGGCACUACCUGGAGGCGCCGCGCAACGGGCUCAACGGCCCCGGGCCGGCCUCCGCCGCGGCCCCGGCCCCGGCCCCGAGCGGCCCCACAGUCCGCGCGCUGGCCUCGGCCCUGCUGCAGGUGUCGCGCGCCAUCCACCACAAGUACCUGCGCCGCCCGCUCGGACUCGACGACAAAGAACGAAAGGACCGUGAAGCAAGAAAUAAGCCCUUAGACCUGGAAGCCCUGGAGCGAUGGGAGGUAUCCCUCAUGGAGUGCAAGAGCCUGUCGCAGCUGGUACUGCACCUGUUCACGCUAGACUCCAGCAUCACGUGGUCAGCCAGCAUCCUCAACGCAAGCUGCCGGCUGUGCAGGCGCAAGACAGACCCCGACAACAUGCUGCUGUGCGACGGAUGCAAUAAGGGACACCAUCUAUACUGCUUGAAGCCCAAACUUACCGUAAGUGGAUUAAUAUAUAGUCUGAAACUGCACUGCACACGACUAAACUAAGUCCUCUUUUAAACUACGAUUGAUCGCUUC
Molecule: messenger RNA, 2072 nt
Organism: Trichoplusia ni (cabbage looper)
Lineage: Eukaryota; Metazoa; Arthropoda; Insecta; Lepidoptera; Noctuidae
Product: bromodomain adjacent to zinc finger domain protein 1A-like
Biological process (GO): chromatin remodeling
Source: RefSeq, a predicted model, not a curated record